AUGAGCCACCCUCGACCGGCUCAAGCUGUCAUCGCGGCCGAUGACUCGAGUAAGCCCCGACCUGACACUGCCUCGACCACUGUGACGCUGCUUGACGAGUCGGGCGCCCAUGCGAGACAACAUGCAAACGGUCACGCGAAAGAGGACGCUGCCCAUCUGCCACGGCGUCCAUCUCAGCGAGCAUCAAGUAGCAGCGACGUCUUUGCCUUUGCGCCAGACUCACCCUCGUCUUUGCCAUCACCCUCACGAGCCUACACUAUGAAUGCAGCCGGUAGAGACGCGCCCGUGAUCGAUGCAAGGUCGGACGCACAUCGAUCGCGCACCGGAUCAAUGCAGUCUACUGCCGCUUCGACCCUGGCAGACCAUUCCUUCGAUCUGCCAGCAAACGGCGCCGCAAACCAGCGUGAGUCGACUGCAAGACGACAGCCAGAGCGUAGCACGAGUCGCUUGUCCCUCAGGAACGUCUUUUCGCUCGGUGCUGGUAGACGCAGGCCGUCUGCCUCUGCUUUGACGCCCUUCAACAGAAAAUCAAACAACGGUUACGGACGCGAGAACCUCUCGCUCGGCGAGCUAGAACCCUCGUGCACCUGCAGCCAGCGUCGCGAUUCGGAGGAUACUGUCGCCUCGCAUCGGGCACCUCAAUGCCCCACUGAGACGCAUUCCGGCCAGGAGCCUCGCAGAUCCGGCUUUGCCUGUGUGCCGCGAGCAUUGGACAGUAGCACGGAUGGCAAGCGCAUGCUGUCUCGGGACGACAGCGGCGAUGGCGCAAUGACAACCGCUGGAACCGGCCCGCUGGAAGACAUCGAGACCUCGAAACGUUACAUUCAGUCACAGCUGCAGAACGCUUCGCAGCUAUACAAAUCUCGCUCCGGACGAGGCAAAGAUCCAGAAAAGGCAGACGCGCCCAUCUGGGUAGACUGGGACGGACCCACAGACCCGGCCAAUCCCCUCAAUUUCUCAAAAGCCCGCAAGUGGACGAUCUCACUUAUUGGCAUUCUCUUCUGCGGUGUCGUCUCGCUGUCAACAUCAGGCUAUGCGAUCAUACAAGACUCCAUCCAGGAAAAGCUUGGCGCAUCGCGCGAAGUCGUCAUCCUCGGCGUCACCCUCUUCACGUUUACGUUUGGCAGCGCGCCUUUGCUGCUCGCCCCUCUGAGCGAGGUCUACGGCCGCAAGCCUAUCUAUAUCGCAUCAGCUCUCAUCUUCACCAUAUUCUUCGUUCCGCAAGCUCUCGCUCAGAACAUUGGCACCAUCCUCGUCUCGCGCUUUAUUGCCGGUAUUGGUGGCUCCACGGCAGUAGCACUCGUAGGAGGCACACUGUCAGACCUCUGGCGCGCGCAUGAGCGAGGGCUGCCAAUGUCGCUCUUUGCCCUCAGUGCUUUCGCGUUCACUGGUCUAGGGCCUGUUGCUCUUGGCUACCCGGCCAUGAUCCUUGGCUUCCGCUGGGUGAACUGGAUCAUGUUUGCGGCAUCGGCUUGCUUCUCAGUCUUUGUCAUCUUUGCCAAUCAAGAGACUCGCGCAUCAGUCUUGCUUUCUCGCAAAGCCAAGCGACUUCGCGCAGAGACAGGUGAUGAUCGCUAUCAGUGUCUGGCAGAUGCCGACAAGGAGUCUUUCCGGAUCAUGAUGUCUGUCAGCCUCACACGACCCCUGAGGCUGCUCUUCACGGAACCCAUCCUAGCUGCUCUUGCCUUGUGGAUCAGCAUGGCCUGGGGAACACUCUACCUGCUUCUGGAGGGCAUUCCGAUCGUGUUCGGCCAAGUCUACGGCUUCAACUUGGGCGAACAGGGGCUCGUGUUCUCGACGCAGAUCGUUGGCUCCCUUCUCGGCGUCGGACUGGACGUAUGGUCCAACCGCAAAUAUCUACACAACGUUGCAAGAAAGGGACCCGAAGCGAGACUUUACAUCGCUCUCGUGGCCGCCGUCUGCUUCCCUCUCGGAUACUGGCUCUACACCUGGCUCUCGUGGUCAAGCGUGCAUUGGAUAGCACCUUCCAUAGGUCUGACGAUCGCCUAUAUUGGAUUAUUCGGAACCUAUCUAGCCGUGUUCAAUUAUCUGUCGGAUGCGUAUACCCUUUAUGCCAGCUCGGCGCUGGCGGUCAUGUCAUUCUGCCGCAACGUCACGGGCGCAGUGUUCCCGCUGUUUGCGUCGCAGAUGUACGAUGCUCUGGGUAUACACGGCGCAGGCAGCUUACUUGCCGCUGUCGCCACGCUGCUCGGCGUCAUCCCUUUCCUCAUCUUCAAGUAUGGCGCACUCCUCAGAAGUCGCUCCAAAGUCUCUGUCGAGCUUGUCAGGCUGCAAGCGCAGGAAGAGGCUCGAUACGCAGAAGCUAUGUCACUCGCAAGCAGAAGCAGCCCCGAUGCAUGA
Mixia osmundae IAM 14324 is the source of this 2361-nucleotide messenger RNA. RefSeq lists its product as uncharacterized. NCBI's taxonomy places the organism in Eukaryota, Fungi, Basidiomycota, Mixiomycetes, Mixiales, Mixiaceae. Gene Ontology annotation, biological process: transmembrane transport. Gene Ontology annotation, molecular function: transmembrane transporter activity. The transcript has 4 exons. Gene Ontology annotation, cellular component: membrane. The record is from RefSeq and is a predicted model, not a curated record. Bases 1 to 2361 code for a protein of 786 amino acids.